This is a messenger RNA of Larimichthys crocea (large yellow croaker), 1940 nucleotides long. RefSeq lists its product as uncharacterized. The record is from RefSeq and is a predicted model, not a curated record. The transcript has 6 exons. The coding region runs from base 336 to 1436 and encodes 366 amino acids. Gene Ontology annotation, biological process: regulation of extrinsic apoptotic signaling pathway. NCBI's taxonomy places the organism in Eukaryota, Metazoa, Chordata, Actinopteri, Sciaenidae.
GGCUAUACCAACGAGGAGGACUGAAACAGGCGAGAGCGACGGCGAAACCGUAAACAAGUUACAGUCUGACGCUCUGAGCUCACAUGUAGAUCACGAUGGCAGAUUUUCUUUCUUUUUUUCCCACCUGCUCUCCGCCCACUCCGCAGGUAACAUGACCAAACAUGGGUGGAGUGCGCAGGUAUAGACACACUUCGGAGAGUCCCUUCAAAUAAGAGAUAACUCUGUAAAGAAAAGCUGCUGCGGUCUGUCGCAUUCAUUAACCUCUGUGUACUCAUACAAGGAUCACUGCAGUGAGUUAAACCAGUCUACUGUUGGUGAAGGAGACGAGUCCCACCAUGGAAACACAGACAGAAAAUCAAAGGCCAAACAAUGGCCAGUUGAUUUAUGUGCCUCACAAGGAUACAAUCCGUCUGCUGGAGGUGUACGUGAAGCGCAGCAUCAGCCUAAAUGAUGGGACACUGAAAGACACGAAGGUUCGGAGGAAAGAAAAAUGGGUGACAAUGCCAAGAAAGCAAAGACGCCAUUCCAGUGAUCCUUCCCUUCAUUUGGCAGAGGGAUUUAACUACGAGGAAAUUGGUACAUUUUCUGGGGUCGAGACUCCUGCAAAUCAGCCCAAAGAACUUAAUGUACUUAACGAAAAAUCUGAGAAACCCACCAAGAAAUCAAAGAAGAGCAAGAAGCCCUCAUUCUGGAAAAACUUAUUUGGUAUUUUCUAUCGGAAGAGUAACGAGGACAAAGAUGAAGAUGAGGACAGUCCAUCAGAGAUCCCUGAGGGCUCCCAAGGAGAAGAGUUGUUUGACUCUGCGACCACCUGCCUGCCAACAACUCCAGUCCCUUUACAAAAAAGAAAGUCCAUGAGAAGAAAAUCCAUAAAAAGGAGGUUCUCCAAGAGGCGGCUGUCUUCGAUAAAACACAAUAAAUCGAUUAAAGAGCUUAACCCUGCUGACAUAACCCGAGUUGAAGCUGCUGUCAGUGUGGAAGCGACGUACUCGUACUAUGAGAAAGUGUCACAGGAACUGGAAAGAAUAGUUCAGGAGGUUCAAGUAAAAGAGGAAGUUAAACCCCUCUCUGAUGAGGAAGUCAUCAACCGGAUCAUUGCUUUGACAAAGGAGCAGGGUGAUGCCAUAGAUGACAAGCUGAAAGAUAACCCCACCCUGAACAACUUCUUCCAGCGGAUGUCAUACUCCUCUUUCCAGAAACUGGCUGAUGCGUAUCUGGAGAAUGAAGCAACUCCCACCCACAAUCCUCCCACUGUCCCACCAACAGCACCUGAGCUGGUCAAAUUGGCGCUUACAUAUGACUUUACAGCCAAGAUAGUCAGACUCUCCAAACAGAACAUAGGUCACAUCACUGGCCUGGGGAACCGUUAUCUCCAGGACAGAUUUGAGUACAAACAGGCAUGUACAGAUCAUCCCGGGUCUGACAGCGACAGCUGAGAGGCAGCCAUGCCGAAACAAAACUGUUGCACAAAGUAAAAGGUUUACUCUUCGACUUCUCUCAGCAGCACAGAUGUGGUUCAGGACGUGUUGCAAGCAUGAAUUCCCCUUUUUCUUAACAACACAAUCAAUUACCCAAAAACAAAUUUCAUGCUUGUAAACAACAAAUCACCUGAUUUCUACUGCAACAGGAUGUUUGCUGAAAACAUGUUGAACAGCUUUGGUAGUCUGAGUCCUGUUUUAAGUGUAGACUGAUUUCCAUCAUGUAGCAGAUCAUGAUGUAGCAAUAUUUCAGAGUCACAAAUAGGUGAUUCUGCAAGUGACACUAACUAACUGUGUUUACAAAUCUACUGUUGAAUUCAAUACAAAUAAAUGCUAUAACCUUUAAUGUAUAUUAGCUAGAAAAGUGCAAUAUAAUAUAUUUUUUACAUUUGUGAGAUUUAAAAAUGAGCUAAGUUUAUUUAAUAGUUAUAGCUAAACUUAUUGUAUUUGUUAACAUGAAUG